UGAAAGUGGCGGCGGGAGGAGAGAAGGCUGGGAGGGGGACCGGGCCCGAAGAGCGGCCAGAGCGUCGGAGCCGGGGCCGGAGGCGGCCAGCACGAUGCCCGGGAGAGGCCCGGCGCUGCUCACCGUCUGCUGCCUCCUGGGCCCAGGGUUCCUGGGGACCCCCCGGGGAGGGGCCGAGGCCGGGGAGUCCCUGAGCCGGGUCGGCCAGCUGUACUGCGUCCUGGAGAGGAGGGUCAACUCCCUCGAGACCAUGGAAGAGUCCCUCGUGCGGCAAAACGUGCAGCUAGUGCUGAGGGGCCCGGGGCCCCCCGCACCCCCACCCCCGGGAGACGCCUUCACCUUUGUCCUGCAGGAGAGGGCCCCCGUGCUCCUGCAGUACGUGGACGAGGACGCGGACAAGCUGGAGUGCCGGCUCAGCCGCUACUUCACCGAAAACACGGAGAUCCUGUGGCCGGGCCUGGCCCGUCAUGGGACAUGGCUCCCCAUCUGGUACACUGUCACCAUUAGCCACGCCCAGGCCCGCUUCACCAUCACCACCUUCUGCGUCCAGAUGGUCGAGUCUGGCGGCCAAAAGCCGGUGCACCUCUCAGGGGUCUUCUCCAUGCGCACCCGGGCCUCCCAGAUGCAGACGUCCUUGGCCGGGACCGUCCUGCUGGACUGCGCCUUCGCACUGGACCACGCGGCCUCCGUGGACGUGGCCUGGGUCUUGCGGCAGAAGGGGGGGCGGCGGCGGGAGAUGCUCCGCUACCGCGGGGCAGAGAAGCGGGUGACGCACCUGGACCCCAAGGCGGAGGCCUUCCCGGCCGCCAUCCCCCGAGGCAACGUCUCCCUACUGCUCCGGAACGUGGCCGUCCGCGACCAGGGCACCUACUCUUGCUCCGUGACUGCGGCCGCCCUGCAGGGGGAGGUUAACGUCGAGGUGGCCGUUCUGGAGAGCCCCAAGGUGAAGCUGAACGUGGAGUCGGUGAACCUGGUGGAAGGGGAGGAGCGGAAGCUGGUGUGCGACGUGAGUCGCUAUUACCCCCUGGAGGCGCAAGCACAGUGGCUGCGGCAGCCCCCCGCCGGGAGCCGCCUGCUGCCCAAGGUGGUCGACGGCACCCUGGCCAGCAGCCACCGGCAGAACGGCGACGAGACCUUCAGCUACUCCAGCUACUUCCUGCUCACGGGCUCGCUGCGGGACGACGGGGUGCGCUACACGUGCCACGUGGACCACCUGAGCCUCAAGACCCCCAUCCGCAAAAGCGUCACCGUCAGAGUGACAGCAAAAUCGUGGUCUUGGAUGUGGAUUUUCAUCGGGGCCAUCUUGGUUGCCCUGAGCGGCCUGCUGCUCGGCCUCCUGGUCCACCUGCACAGAGUGAAAAUCAUGGACAAGCGGAAGCCAUAUUAGAACGCAGAAUUGAAUGAGCCACUCUGGGAGAAUGAUACCCCAUCCCGGGGCUGGCAUCCAGCACAAACCACCCAGCAGAGAAAGAGGAAGCAGUACCGGGAGCCCCCAUAGGACGACAGCAUUGAAGAGGCUCCCCCCGCCCCCCGCGUCACCAACUUCCCCUUCACCGUCCGGGCCUCCAAUCCCCCGGGAUCAUCCCCGCAUCCAGUUCUUAACACCGGUGGGAGAGACGAGAAAGCUGCGCGCCCCCCCCCCCCCCCCCCCCGAGACUGCUCCGUCCCCCUCACCAGAGGGGGACACAGCCUGGUGUCGGGAAGCAAACAUGGCCACCUCCUUGGGCCUGCGAUGGCCCUCCUGCCUGCUACAGCAGGGCGGAGGGCAGAAAAUGGUGGGAGGAAGGGUGGGGUCCAUCUGGGAAAUGGACCCUCCCUCAGGCCAGGGACACAAGGUGGGGACAGAGAGGAUGGACUGCCACGAGACAAUCUGCCUUCUGUCCACUCCCCAGCCACAUUGCUCUGCUGGUCAAGGAGAGCAUCAGACCCGGGGCGCAACGACUGGUGACACCCGGCCCCCCUGCUCCAUCUCCUCUGCCUCUCUGCCCAGGCUCCCGUUUCCUUCUAGUCCGGACAGUCUCCGGGACUUUUGGACUCACCCGUUUCUCGAUCCCUGCAAAGGUCUUUGGUACCGACUGCCACAGGCUACCCUCCCUCCGAGCCGCUCCGCUCUCCCCACACGCCGUUAGGAGUGAGCAGCGUCUUAACUGAAGGAUUGGGGUGAAGGGUACGCCGCGGAAGCAAGAAGCCAGCAAAGAAACACCUAGACCAUCCAGUGCACCGUCCAAUCCUGUCACUGCUGGACCAGAAUCCUGUCCAGUAUUGCUCUUCACCUGGCCAGGCCUGAGGGAAGGACGGGAUCUUCCCGCAGAAACUUUUGGAACAUUCUGGAGCUGGCUUUCUCUGCCAAUAGUUGGGAAGCUCUUGUGAGGGCAGAGCAAAGGACGUAGACUAGACUGUAAGCUCCCUGGACGGGGAACGUAUCCACCAACUCUGUUGGUAUUGUACUCUCCCAAGUGCUUAGUACAGUGCUCUGCACACAGAAAAAGCGCUCACUAAAUACCAGUGAUCGAUGUCAGAGUUGUGUCAUCUGCCUGCUUCUCUGAGUCCCGGCCGGAAGAGAUUUUUCGGGCCGUGGAUGUAUUUCUCUCUUCCAAAGCUCCACCUGGGUGGAAAGAAAGCUAAUUACAAUAAUAAUUGGGGUGUGAAGCACUUAUUAUGUGACAAACUCUGUACUAAUCUCCGAGGUAGAUACACUGAGAGCGGACACAGUUCCCGUCGCACACGUGGCUCCAAACAGGUUAAUCUGCUCGUUGUCUUAAUCUGAGGAGCUAUUCUAGGUUAAACCUUAUUUCCCAGCCUUUUCCCAAGACAGGUAUUCAUCAAUCAUUCAAACUUCAGUUGACCUUGAAGGAUUUAAACGGCAAUAGCGGUACUUAUUACCUGGCAAACUCUGCUAAUUUCCUGUUGUGCUCUUUUCCCAUUCGUGUUACAAAUUAAAUCCCAACUUUGAUCAGUC
Molecule: messenger RNA, 2959 nt
Organism: Ornithorhynchus anatinus (platypus)
Lineage: Eukaryota; Metazoa; Chordata; Mammalia; Monotremata; Ornithorhynchidae
Product: tapasin-related protein-like
Exons: 9
Coding region: 95-1387 (430 amino acids)
Source: RefSeq, a predicted model, not a curated record